Messenger RNA from Mercenaria mercenaria, 19349 nucleotides. RefSeq lists its product as uncharacterized. Gene Ontology annotation, cellular component: extracellular region. Gene Ontology annotation, biological process: negative regulation of peptidase activity. The record is from RefSeq and is a predicted model, not a curated record. Bases 17 to 17008 code for a protein of 5663 amino acids. NCBI's taxonomy places the organism in Eukaryota, Metazoa, Mollusca, Bivalvia, Venerida, Veneridae. Gene Ontology annotation, molecular function: protein binding; serine-type endopeptidase inhibitor activity. The transcript is spliced from 125 exons.
UUUCAGUGGUCUCAAUAUGUAUGCCAGUUGUGGAGCGGAUGUUACAGAGAGAUUGAAGACUGCCUGUGACAAGACUGAAUUGAAACAGACCAUAGUAGAUAACAAAGGUUCCCUAAGAAAUUCCAUGUCUGAAAGAGACAUUGGGACAUGUCUGAAUGAUGAAUGCGAAAUACAGUUAGCGGCACUAGUUGAGCAAUGCUAUCUGAAAGAUAUACAAUACCAGAUGUAUGACUCAUGGGGCUGCAGAAUAUAUAACAUAUUGUGGCACUGUGUGAAAUCGGGACUACCAUCUGGUACAACAUGUAGUGAUAAAGUGAUAAGAAGCCAUCUUUUCGUGAAAUUAUACAAACCAUAUGACUAUUUUAACAACCAGUGGACAAACUGUACUGUGACUGCUGAAAGACCUGUCGUCUGCAACGAUACUGAAAUGAUAAUCAAGUUAACAGAGAACACUUGCUAUCGAUCAUUUGAGAUGCUACGAAAAACUUGCAGUGACUCAACUAGAAAUAAUGCUACGGAAUGUGUGGAGAGCAUCAUACGUCGCUUUGCCGAAACCUGUGAUGAUGAUACGGUGAAAACUCAAGCAAUUAUGGCUCUCGUAAAGAAAGACAGAAUGUGGGGUUCCUCGCUUGUUGAAGAGUGUUUUGAAGACAUUGGAAGAGAUGGCUUUUGCCCACUUCAGCAGACAGCUUCAGUUGAACAUUGCCGAGUCUGUGACAGUUGGGAACAUGAUGAAUGCGUUAUUGAUGUAGGGUGUCCGGAACAGACAAAGUGUUGCCAUGACGGAUGCAGUAGGAAAUGCCUUCCAGUAGCCACGCAGCCAAUUACACUUGAAUCUACAGUUCUGUUAAGGGAAGAGAUGUGGAAAGAUGAGUAUUAUAACCCACAGAAUGCAGAAUUACAAGCUAUUGUGGUGGAAUAUCAGCCAGUUAUCAAUGAGUUGAUGGAAUUCCUUGGAGACUCUGUUUCUACUGUCAGUCCUAAUAUCAUGCUGCGGAGAUCGUACAGUGCAGAAGAUGGAAAAAUUGAAGCACAUUUUGAAUAUGAAUCUUUCGUGGACAUGCAGAAAAUAGACCAGAGGAUUAAAGAAUUCUUCAGAAGCAAUGAAAAUAUUGAAUUUUUUUACACUUUUGUAAAGCCUCAAGAUACUCCAGAAAAGGAAGGAACUUGCCCCUCACAUUUCUUUUACGAGGAGGGUCAUAGCUAUUGCUGCUCUGACAAUUCUUGUUCUGGUGAUAUGAAAUGUUGUGAGAAUGGAUUUAGAGAGCGCAAGUGUGUAACACCUUAUAAAGAAAAACUAGAGCAGUGCAAUAAUACAGAGGUAAUUCAAGAUGCCCAGCCUGGGUGUGGACUGGAUCUGGGACAAAUUUCCACUUACACUUGUGGGGUGCUUUUUACGAAGAUGAAAUGUGUCCUUGACAGUAUAAACCAAGAUCGUCCCGAAUUCACAGACUGUUUAAUUGGAAAUUUGAGAGACACAAUUAAUCGGACAUUAUUAACUGAUGCAAAUUGGCGGAAACUCUAUGAUUGUAGAGAGUUUGAGCUGCAAAUAACAGUUGAAAUUGAAAAUUGCAACACAACCAGUCCUGCAUUUAUAAGAUUCAAAGAUAGAAUGGAUAAUGUAACUGCAAAUUUGGAUGGUUUCAGACUCCGACAAGCGUUCUGCAGAUAUCAAAAAUACAGGAACAGAGGACGCUUCUAUUCUUACAAGAAUGAAUACAUUCUACAAGAGGAAAUCUCCCAGGACUUAAAUGAUGAUAUUGCAAGAAGGAGACGCCAGGCAGGAGAAGAUUUAAUGCCUUAUGUAGAUGUGAAACCAGUGAACUGGUAUAGGAAUGAGUGGUGUGGUAAUGAAGAAGUAUCAAAAAGGUUUUGGCUUGCAUGUGCUAAAGAAAAAGCUUUUGUGCAGUAUGAAGACUACAGAAAAUGUGGCCCAGCUUUUGAGUUCUUUGAUUGUGUCAAAGAUAAGUAUUGGAGAUUUGAACAGAGACAGACAGAUAGUGAUUGUGAAAUGCCUGAUGAAGUAUUUAUUGGUGAGGUCCUACCAUACUUACAGACACAAUUAGAAGACACGGAGAUGAACAAGAAAUAUCUGGAGAAAUUACAGAUGUAUAAUCCCACGACUUGUGUUGAUCAGGACUCUGACAUGGAUCCCUGUUACGACAAAAGUCUGCGUGAUGAGGCAUACAGCUCCUGCGCAGUAGAAAUUCCUGUUGAUAUUGUUGAUGGUGUCUUUUCUCAAGAAAGCUGCAGGCAAUUCUACAAGCUGUCAUCUUGCGUAACUGUAAGAUUAAGAAGCUAUGGAUCAUGGUGUGAUUUCAAUGGUACUGAUGAAUUUGUAUACAGAAGUAUCCGAGACAGUUACACUAAUCCCAAUAUAUUGUCGGAAUAUUAUGAUGGUGUCUUGAUGACGUGUGAAGAAUACAAACCUGUGUGUAGUGCAGCUUACAUUAGCAACAGCAGACAUAACAAGUGUGGACAAGAAUUCUACGGCUAUGGUCGAGACAUGAAAACCUUAACAUGCAGUGAAGAGGAUGGAAGAAUGAUAUUCAAAAGGUUUAUAUCGUGUCUCGCUAUCCAUGCAUUGUUUAUGAAAGAGGAUGACUGUACCGUCUCCAAAAUAAUUGAUAUAAUAAACGAGGACCUGUAUCAGUUAGGCAUGUUCAACGAAACCCUUGAUAUCAACAUUUGUCUACCAGCGGAAGCUCAGAAUGCACUGGAGAAUGAAUUGAUUCGAGGUGAUAACUUGUGCACGUCAAGCAUUUUUGUAAACUAUGUGGCUAACAGCUGUUUUAUGAUGGAUGAACAUAGUGUUUGCCGGAAUAUGAAAGACAUCAACUCUUCAGCAUCUUGCAGCUUCCUGACUCAAGUAAUGACAUGUGCCAAACAAAACAUUUCACAUUCAGUUGGGGUAGAAUGCAACAUGGGUGACCUGAUUAAAACUGAAAUGCCAGAGAACUCCUUGUUCUCGGUUCCAGGCUGGAACAGAUCAGGUUGUGCAGAAAAAGUGGAGUAUAAAAACUGUGUCAAGGAUGCUUUGAGUGAAAAUUUCUUCGACGCCAUGCACUGCACUAAAGCCAGUAUUUCCAGUGCUAAUUUCACCUAUGGAAGUGAAGCACGGCACUGCAGAAUGUUGGAAUAUACACUGACAUGUUUGAAGUCCCUUGUUCCCACAGAAUGUACGUAUGACAGUGACACACAAAUAUAUGAUGAGUAUAUAAGCUUACUGGAGUACCUGGCAGUUGACAGAAGUAUCAGAUACUGUUACGACUACCACAAACCUGAUCCAUUCCCGAAAUGUGAUGUACCAACAACUUUACCAGUUGGAGGAAAUAACUGCUCCAAUGAAAAUUUUGUAACAGACAUUGUGAUUGGCUACUGUGGAAGAGAAUUCACCAGUCGUACGGCUCCUGCUCGAGGAAAUGCAACCGUACCAUGCUUAGUGUAUUCAGAACUACUUGACUGUGGAGUAAAUGCUACACAAAUGUUCCUCCCUGUAAUGGACAAAGGGAAGAUGUUCUGUAUGAAGGAGGAGGUCAAUAAUGCCUUACAGGAAAACAGUGAUACAGUCAAAGCGGCUCUGUCUGUGAAUCCAAAAGACUGUCAAGACGUCGACAGAGAUGGCUUUUGCCCACUUCAGCUAGCCACUGCAAUAUGCCGGGUCUGUCCCUAUAAUGAAACUAAUGAGUGUGUGAUUGAUUCGAGUUGUCCAAAUGGGACAAAGUGUUGCACAGACGGAUGCAUAAUGAAAUGUCUGCCAAAAGCCACACAGCCAAUUGCGUUGGAAACCACGGUUGUGUUGAUGAAUGAGAUAUGGAAAGAGUACUACAAUGUCACCUCAAAUUUAGAAAGAAACAUUCUUGUUAACAAAUACCAGGGAAUUGUAAACAAUUUGAUGGAAUCUCUGAAUUGGUAUGUAGAUACAGACAUACCUGACACAACAUUUAGGAGGUCUUAUAAAGAAGAUGGAAAAGUUGAAUUAGCUUUUCAAUAUCACUCUUAUGUUGACCAGUAUAAGAUGGAAAGCAUGAUUAAAGAGUACUUCAUUGACAAUAUGUUAAAUAUCAGACUGAUUAGCACAGUUAUACAGUCAAGUGACAAACUGGAGAAGGAGGGUACAUGUCCAUCAUACUCCUUUGACAAUCACAACAGGUACCAGUCAUGCUGUUCGGACUACUCUUGCAGCGGUGAUAUGAAGUGUUGUCAGUUUGAUUACUAUCAGUACAGUUGUGUACCUCCUAUCAAAGGAGACGUAAAGAAGUGCAACAAUACAGAUAUAAUAGAAGGGGCUCUGCCUGAAUGUAACCUAGAUCUAGAAAAUAUUGCCUCAUAUAGUUGUGGGGAUCUUUUUAUGAAGAUGGAAUGUGUCCUUGACCGUAUAAAUGAAGGUCGUCCACAAUUUACAGACUGUGUAAUUGGAAAUUUGAGGGACACAAUUAAGUCACUCUUACCACCAAAUGGCAGAGAUGCAAGUGCCCAGAGACUCUUCGAUUGUAAAAAGUUUGAGCUGCAAAUAAGUGUUGAACUUGAGAAUUGCAACACAAGCACUCCUGAAUUUAAAACAUUCAAAGAUAAAAUGGAUGCUGCACAUGCAAAUUUAGGCGAUUUCAGACUGAAGCAAGCAUUUUGCCGAUUCAAGAAAUACAAGAACAUUGGACGCUUCAGUUCUGACGAGGAGGAUACGCUUCGAGAACAAAUCUAUCAGGACUUUAAAGAAAAUGAAAAUGAAAAUAAUACAAGAAAGAGACGUCAAGCAGGAACAACUUUGAUACCAGAUAUAGAUGUGACCCGAGUGGACUUGUAUGGAAGGGACUGGUGCAAUAAUGCUGAGAUGCUACAACAUUUUGGGCUCCAGUGUGCAAAAGAAAAUGUGUACAUGAACUAUGAUUCCUUUAGAAGAUGCAGCCCAGCUUUUGACUUCUUUGAUUGCAUCAAAAGAAAGACUUGGGAUUUGCCUAUGCGAGAUACAUACAAAGGUUGUGAAAUGCCUGAUGAGUUAUUUAAGGCUCUCCUUCCAUACUUACGCACCAAAUUAGAAUUCACAGAGAGGAACAUGAAAUAUGUGGAUAAAUUAGAGAUGUAUAAUCCAGAGACUUGUGUGGAUCGCAGCUCUGAUAAGGAUCCAUGCUAUGAUGACAUCCUGUUUGAGGACGCCUACAACUCAUGUGGAGAGAAAUAUUCUGUCAUUCUUGACAGUGGUGUCUUUACUCCAGACAACUGCAGGGAAUUCUACAAGCUGUCAUCUUGUGUAGCAGUAAAGCUGCGAGGUUUUGGAUCACAGUGUUCCUUCUAUACCAUUGAAGACUUUGUAUACAUAAAAAUAAGAUACAAUUACACUUAUCCUGACAUGUUACCUCAUGCGUAUUAUAUGCUGAAAUGUGAAGAAUAUAAACCGGUGUGCAGUGCAUCAUAUAUCAGUGGCAGUGGGGUGGUGCGUACAAGAGAAUAUAACCCCUAUGGGAUAGACGCCUCAACAUGCAGUAAUGCAAUGGGAAGGAUGAUGUUCAAACGGUUUAUAUCGGGUCUGGCUAUUGAUGCGUUGUUUAUGAAAGAGGAAGACUGUACAGUAUCCAAAAUAAUUGAAAUAAUAAACAAAGACAUUUAUCAGUUGAGCAUGUUCAACGGAACCGUUAAUACCACCAUGUGCCUACCAGUGGAAGCACAAAAUGACCUGGACCAAGAAUUGACACUUGGCCCUGAUUUGUGUACAUCAGGAAUAUUUGUAGAACAUGUAGCUCAAAAUUGUGUUCAGAUUGAUGAAGACAAUAAAUGUUAUGGUAGAACUUUGGAACACUUUAAUGCAUCAGCAUCUUGUAGCUUCCUGACUCAUGUUAUGGGAUGUACAAAACAAAACAUCACAAAAGGAAUUGGCAUAGAAUGCAGUCUUGAUAACCUAAUUAGCACCAAAAUGCCAGAGAACUCCACCCUAACAGUGCCAGAUUCAGUCAGAUCAAACUGUACAAAGGAAAUCGAGAAUGAUAACUGUGUAAGGGAUGCCUUCAUGGACAAUUUCCAUGAUGUAAUGCACUGUACGAAAGCCAGUUACAUCAGCAUGAACUUCUAUGAGAAACAAGAUGGAAAGCACUGCCGAAUGUUGAAAUAUACACUGACGUGUCUGAAGUUCCUAAUCCCCACAGAAUGUACAUUCGAAGAGCCGCUAAAUGAGAAUGAUUCCCUAGACAAACAAAUAUAUCUCGAGUUUGUCAAGUUAUUAGAAUAUAUGGAAGUUGAGAGAAAUGUUGGAAAUUGCUACAAUAAAUCUCAGCCAAGGCCAUUCUCAGAAUGUGAUGCUCCAGCAGCUUUACCAAGUGAAGGGAAUGACUGCUCUGAUCCGGACUUUGUAAACGACGUUGUAAUUGGACACUGUGCAAAGAGAAUUGCUAAUCGGACAUCGGUUGCUUAUGGAAAUGAAGCUGCACUUUGCUUAGCAUAUUCGGAACUCCUCAACUGUGGUGUAAAUGCUACAAAACUGUUCUUACCAAGGAACGGGGACAAGGAGACAUCCUGCUCACGGGCAGAAGUUAACGAUGCCUUGCAAGAAAAAUCUGAUGCAGUUAAAGAAGCUUUGGGUGUGUCCCCCUCAGAUUGCCAAGGUGAAUGCUACCUUGACAUGGAAGAGACUGUGAAUGACUGUGUCAAUCUAACACUUGGGCUUGGGCAAUAUUACGACCACAUGGCAUGGAAGAGAACAUGCAGGGCAUAUCAUUAUGCUUAUCAAUGUAUAAACCAAGCUAAGCCUGAUUGUAAUGCGGAUUUGAAAAAGAUGGCAUUGGAUACAGCAAUUGAAAAGUAUGAGGAGCAAUACAGAUACAAGUAUUGUGAAGAUCCCAGAUAUGCGGUGCAAUUGGAUAUGUGCAGUAAUUUGACUGACCUCAUAGAGGUUUCCGGUUCCUGUGAAAUUUAUGUUAGAUUUCUGGUUAACUCUUCAGUGAAUGUUCAGUCUGCUGGACAGUGCAAAAACCAGACAGACCUGAUUGAUUGCAUGAAUAAAUCUCUGGAAACAUUCAUGGGCAUACCAGCAGAUCCAGAAGAGGAAAUAUGUGGUUUUGGAACCAGUGAAAUAAUUGGGAAGGCCUCACUGCUGAUUGCUCAAAGGAUGUUCAGAUAUGACAGUCAAGACUUGGGAAUGCAUUUGGCUACAGUGAAAGCUUGUUUCGGAAUGGAAGAUAGACCAGGUUUCUGCCCAUACAUAGAAAACAUGUACACUCCUGAAGGGGGCAUAAGUAAUUGUGCUGGAGAUGAUGACUGCAAAGAUUCCGAACACAAGUGUUGUUAUAAUGGUUCAGCUCUUACCUGUAGGGCUCCAUACACAAUACGAGAAUUGUUUGAGGUCAUGAUAAAGCUGUAUGAUGUGGAAUUUGAAGAUGUGUAUGAAGAUGACUGGUAUGCAAACGAAACGCAAGAAAUGAUCGCAGAGCACUUGGAGUGGGUUGAGGAUAUUUGUACGGAGCAGGGUUGGGAGUGUGAUGACUUUAGGUUGGAAAGAAAUAAAAUGUAUUACAGGAAGAGGAGACAAACUUCUGAUACCAUUACAACUACAAAUAUGCGUUUUAAUGUCAAGUCAUUUAACAGUCCGAAAGGUGUCCUACAACGAGAGAUAAAGAUGGAUAACAAAAAUUACGAUCUUUCUGUUGAUUUCUCUCCUCGUGAGACUGAGGGCAUGUGUCCAAUGAGUAACAGUUACGGUAAUUGCAGCAGUGAUAACAAGUACUGUUACAAUGAUCAUCAGUGCAGAGUUACACACGGUUACUGGCACAAAUGCUGCGAUCAUGAUUACUGUGGCAACCGGUGCGUGAACAUUGGAGAUCCAGAUAAAUGCAAGCCCUUGUUUGAUGAUUUCUGGGAUGAAUGUACAGUUGAUAUUGAUUUGAAGGAUUUUGAAUCAGUUCUCAGCUAUGAGCAGUGGAAUAAAGGACAGUGCAGUGACUUGGAUUCAAUCUCAAGAUGUAUCACUGACAAGGAUAAAGAGAAAAUGUGUAGCUACUCUUUCUUUAGUGACCAAGCCUUCAAGAAUAUUAUUUGGGAAUCUGAUAAAAAUCCUGACAACUAUGGUUACCCUAAAGAGUGUGCAGAACAACCAGAAACUAACUGUCGGGACUUUAACAGUGUUUAUGAAAGAGUCCAGUACAAAUGUGAUAAGGAUAUUGAUGAAAUUUUCAACAGAGAAGAAACUUCUAAAGAAAAAUGCAGGGCAUACAAAGAAUUCAAAGACUGUAUCAAGGCUGAAAUGUCAGAAUGUUACGCUGAAGAUCUAGAUGAAUUUAUUGAUGACCAAUCAUGGACAUUUUUCUGGCGAUUUAAGGAAGAUGGACGGACAGAAGAAAAGGAAUGGUUUAACCUGGAACAUGAAAAGUGUGAAAGUAAUCUGUGCUGGUCAGAGAAGCUGAUCGUGAAUACAACUAUUGGACAUUGUAGAAGGCAUUUGACUCCAUUGUCUGGUAAAGGACAAAUGACAAAAGACAUCUGCAUGAAUGUGUUGGAACUGACAAAGUGUGUAACAGAUGAACUCCACAGAAAAAUGUGGCAGAUGUCAAACACAUCUUCAUCUAUGUCAAACAUGUCGUACCCUUCAUCAGAAAGGUUCAAAUGUGAAAGAAAAGAGAUACAGAAUUCAUUGUUGGAAAUCCUUCAUAAAGAAGAUUUGGAACAGCUUAUUACUGAUGAAUCAUUUGAUUUCUCAUCACUCAAUUUUGAAUUCUGUGAAGAAAUGGUGUGUUACCCACCAGGGUUAGCGUCACUUGCAAAAGAAGGCUGUGAACCAGCCUGGGAACAGUAUAUGGCUGACAGAAACUGCAUACAUUUCCAGAUGUAUAUGGGCUGUGUAAAAACAAAUGCUAUGAACGCUGGUGAAAACUGCACUUUCAGGGACAUUUUACACCUUAUGAGAACUUGGGGAGGAGAGGGUUUGGAUGUAAAUCCUAACAGGACAUUCUCAAUGUGCCCAGCAUGUCAGGAAAGCUGGGAUGUAGCAGAAGGUGUGAAGGUCAAUUGGACAAUAUACCGUGAAGAUGUGGGAUUCACUAUCUGGGCUAGCAAUGAAAAAUGGAGCCAGGGGAGAUGGAUUGGUUUUGGACUGUCAGAUGAUAACUUUAUGCCCAAUACUGACAUUGUUACCUUUGAGUGGAGUGAUACUGACAACAUUGUCUUGAAAAACAGAUUUGCGUCUGGAAAGAGUAAACCAGCAAUAGAUAAUGGACCUCACAACUACAAGUUUUGGGCAGGGACUGAUGAAGGUGGUAGUUAUGUCACAUAUUGGCGUUCAAGAUAUGCCAUUGAUACUGCCCAAGACAAAGUGGUGAACGGAUCAAAAUAUUUAUUGGUUGCAGUGGGAGAUCUGGAUUCAAGUUCUGAUAUAACAUACCAUGCAGGAAACAAAUGGUCCUCACCCUCUAGUUUUAAUUUUGAUUGCUCUAAUGAGGAGGCCGCAGUUAACAAGUUUGAGGCAGAAUUUCCAAAGAACUUUGAGGACAUGUGCCCAUACUGGGGCAUUAACCACUAUCACCUGAGAUAUACUUGUGCAAGCAAUAUGGAUGCAAGACACCUUUCUCAUGAUGACCAGUGCAUAUAUGAGGAAUAUGCAGUGGGUUGUAUGAAUGAACAAAUGCAGCAAUAUGGUUGCACCUUUGAGCAAACAAAGGGAGCACUUGCAAACCCAGAAACCGUAGAAGGAAUCUUUGAUCCAGAUCUAAAUUGUGGUGCAGUUUGGGAAUCUUUCAAUGACUGUGAUUACCAUAUAUUAUAUGCUGGCAAAAGUGUAACAGAUCGGUGUUUUUCUGCAAUUGCACCAUUUACACAGUUCAAAAUGUUUGGUAAAUCUGCUGAAGACAUAAAAAACCCAGAAGAAGACAAGCCAUUGAUGUGCAGCUUAAUGGAGAAUGCAAUUGGCUGUUUUAUGACACUGAAACCCUAUAAUGGUGAAGAAUGCAAUGCGACCUCAUUCAAGAAUGUAGUUAACAAAGAACUUGACAUAUACCAGAAAGUGUCUAUGCAUCAAAUGAAUGCCACUGCUGCACCACAGUUCACACCUGUGGAUUUCAGUACUUGUGAUAUAGCUGCUGAUUUAACUAUAAAUUAUGAUGAAUGUCCCCCAGCAAACACCAUUGUGGAGCAGCUUACAGCUCAGUGCUUUCCAAGUCUGUACUCAUACAAGAAUAACCAACCACUUACAGCAUCUUUGUGCUCGUGGACACCGAUCUUGACUAUCUGCUAUCAGCAUUCUUACAAUAUACGACUGGCAAAGUGUGAUAACAGAGAGAAGUCCAGUGCUCUAUUAGAAUAUGAUGACUAUAUAUAUGACGUCUCUGGUGGUUACAGUCUGAAAAAUUGCUCAAGUUAUGGAGAUUGCAUAGAGCGUUUAUCUGGCUAUACAGACUGCACAUAUAAAUAUUCGAAUCUCCAUUUACUUGCUCCACAAAUGAGCUUCACACAGAAAUGCACAUUGUUAGCUCACUACCGUCCUGAGACAAAAAUGUGCUUGGAAGGAAAAGAUGCAGCCUGUGAUAAAGAUGUGGAGGCAUUUAUUGUAAAUGCUAUUGACAUGAGUGAACCAAUGAGAAAUGCAUUCCCAGACCGGGAAAAGUGUUCAGAAGAUGAUAUAGACAUGUGUCAGUCAGUAAAACAGCUUGGUGUUAUGGAAUGUGGCUGGUUCAUGCUGGAUACGUCUAAUGAUAACUUCAACUGCCUAAUGAGGGACUGUUUUGAAAGGUUAAAUAUACCUGAAAAAUGUGGGCCAUAUGACAGACAAUUGCUUGCAGAGGAAACAAUCCGAGAAACAUACAGUCAUGAAGUAGGACCAUGUGAAGGCUAUACUAAAUCACCUUGUGACGAUGACUACUUCAAUACUGCAGUUACAGAUACCUGUAAAGAAGCUUGGAAUUAUUAUGACUUGACAAAAGACUGCAAAGAAUAUGAAGAUUUCCUGGUAUGUAUUCGAUAUAUGGCGGUGACUAGCAAAGAAUACUGCACGAUUCAAGAAAUACAUAACAAGAUAAAUGGUUCUGUGAAAGAAAAAGGGUUGCCAGCUGAAAUCUGCCCAGGCUCUGAUUUUAACGAUUUAGAAAGAAGGAUGGCAAAUGAUAGGAAAUCUGUAUGCUACAACCCACCUGCUACUGCCUAUCUUCUCAAGUACUACUGCAUCCCUGCCAACCUAGAUUACUUCAAUCAAAGUGAUGACACCAACAGAUGCAUGAUUGAGAGGAGGAUUCAGCACUGUGUGUUUGCCAUCACGUCCACUACCGCUGGCUGUACAGAUAUACAGGAGACAGCCGACGCUUUCAACUCUACAGAUGUACAAACUGCUCUUGGAAAUCCAGGAAUUCAUUGUGAUUCUGAGUUCCCAUGUCAAACAUACAUGAUGCUUGAUAUUGUACAAAGUGCGAAGAAGGUGUGCUUGCAAAAUACUCGAAGUAUACUCUACAUACCAGAUCUUCAUAAGGUAGAACCCUUCGGAGAAAACUUACAGGAUAUUUCUUUCCCUUGCAUGAUUUACGAACAAUCUGCUCUAUGUGUCAGUGGUAUCUAUAGAGAUAAAGAAACAGCAGUUGAAGACCCAUGUCCAGGAGAUCAGUUUGACGCAAGUCUGCAACGAUACCUGCCAGAACUUAUAAAUAGCUUGGUCAUUGAUGGACAAUAUGCUGGUAUGCCUGAGCCAAAGAAUGAUGCAUCCAGCAUUUACGCAGAAUGUAACGUAAAAGUUUUUCCAUUGGACGCUGAUUAUGACUGUUUAGAUGGUGAUCAGAUAAUAAACACAGUGACAGCUUCUUGUGCUCCAUAUGUUAUGGGUGUUUAUGGGGGUGCGGAAACUGUGGCUGAACAAUGCAGAAUGCUGUCUGCAUGUAUAGAAGGGAUGAUUGAAUGGCACAAAACGUAUAAUGUAUGUGAAGGCUACAUUGAUGCCCUGAUGGAGGCCAAAAUGAAUACCACCUAUGCUGCGUAUUUCCAACGUGUAACAGGACUGGACUGGACUAAGUGUGAGGAUGAACCAGGACACGAUGAGUUAUACAAAGUCGUGAUGGGAUUGAUUAACGAACCAUUCCAGGAUGAUUUCAAUGAUCUGGAUAGUCUCCCAUCCCGUGAAUUAAUUGAACGAAUUAAACCUUUCCUUGACAGGCUGAUCUUAACAAACAAGGGAUGGCUAUACAAAUUACUGAAACUUUCUUCCUCCGAGUUUGAGAGAAGAAAAAGGCAAGAGCCGCCUGUACCCGAAUUAUACAGUGGUAUAACAUAUGUGUUCCUAGAAGUGACAGCUGAUGAAAAUCCAGAAGCAAGAUUACGAGCAGCAAUUGAGUCAGAUAAUGACCUUACAGAAAACUUUGAAUUCAAAUCGGCAUUCAUAUAUGAAGAAGUAGAUUGUGGCAGAGUAUUGUGUGGCAGUCCUGAUUGUUCUACCAGGGAAGGGCAACAGUGUUGUGACCUUUGUAAAAACCCAGUCUGUGCUGCUGUUUCAUGCUUAGAACCAGAUUGUGAUAAUCCAUUUACCCCAGAGGGUGAAUGCUGUCCUCAGUGUCCAGAAGAGCCUUCACCAUGUACAGCUGAAUAUUUUGAUAUAGCCACACAGUACAAUUGUAAUCCAUCUUGGGAGUACUACAAAGUGACAAGUAAUUGCAAUGACUAUGUACAAUUCCUGUCAUGUGUAUGGUACCAAGACCUAGCAAGAAAUGGUAGACCUACAUGCACAUUGCAAGAAGUACAUGAUGCCAUGAAGAAUAAAACUAUUUGGAAUGCAUACCCAGCGAGAAUCUGUGAUGAGGGUGAGGGACUGACAUUGGAGUAUGUGACAUCUGUGUUUGCAACAACUAGAAAAGAGAUCUGUCUGAACUGGUAUAUAAACAGACACUUGUUGGAGUAUUACUGCCUGGGUGCGGAGGCUAACUAUAAAGACGAGACAGACACAAAAGAAAGCUGCUUAUCAGAGUUCAGAAUGCGUCGUUGUGUCAACAGUAUUACAUCAGAAGUAGGGUGCUAUAUAAACUCUACCAGCUAUGUCUUCAAUGAUGAACGCCUGAGAAGAGACCUACUGAAGAAUGAGACUUGUGACACAGAUUAUCCAUGUGAGAGAUAUACAAUGCUUGAUGUAGGAAAAAAACUAACUGAUAGAUGUCUCGGCAGUGCUGUUAACCUUUUAUACAUGAAAAGUGCAGAUUCGCUAAUGGGAUACAACCAUACAGUACCAUUUAGAUGUGUCACUUACAAGUAUACCGCGCAGUGUGUGUACAGAGAAUUUUCCUCGGAACCAGAAUUCACUUGUGAUCCAGAAGAACUUCAUCCAUCUCUUCUUUACCUAAUACACAUGAAAGCCACAUCCAACGAGGAGAUGGAGCCUCUGUAUGAAGUGCAGGAAAUUUUCUCAGAUUGUAGAGAUAAAUUAUCAACUAACAGUCUAGCUGAUUGUCCAGCUGAAGAAGAGCUGGUUACUAUGGUAACAGCUGCUUGUGGAAUACAUGUCAUUAAAGCUAUGCAGGAGGAAGAAUACGGAUCAACCGAGUAUGGAUGCAGAGCUCUGCAAGGAUGCUUUACAGGAAUGACAGAAUGGUACAGAGAAAGAAGAAUGUGUGUCAGUGAGAGCAAUGAUAUUAAAACAAGACUUGAAAACAUGCAGAAUAAUAAGGACUAUGCAGAGUAUUUCCAGAAUGCAACUGGAUUCAACUGGUUUGACUGCCCAUUUGAGAAAUCAACACACAGAGUGAUACUGGGGUUCCCAGAUGAUGUGUACAGUCAAGAAUAUGCUGACAUCAAUAGCCCUGCUGCCCAGAAUUAUAUUGCCUUUAUUACCCAACUGCUCAAUCAGUUGUUUGAAGGACGGUCGUUUAGAGUUACAAGAUUGUAUACAUCUGCUAGAACAAAGAGACAAACUGAUGGUAGUGGUGUGAAAGUGGAGGUAGAAGUUGAUGGAUCUGGCAUUACUCUAGCUAGUCUAAGAGAAAGAGCAGCAGAUCUGGAAAUAGCCGUUCGUGUUGAAUCAGUCAUACCAGUUAAUUUACCAUGUAAAAAUGGUCCUUCAAAUGUUAGCUGCUUUGCUGCACCUUGUGAUGUCAAUAGAUGUCCAAAUUAUCCUGAUGCAACUUGCAUGGACAAUUACUGUGAAGGUUGCAAUGCACAGUUUUAUUACAAUGGCUCUGAUGUGUCCUCAUUGUGCCAUGACGAAGAUCAUAAAAGGUGUGAACUGCCAGAAGACAGAGGAAAUUGUAAGGAAGAGCGGCUAUAUUGGUUUUAUAACAUGGAGAAAAUGAUGUGUGAACAGUUUUAUUACACUGGUUGUGCUGGCAACAAGAACAGAUUUAAUACAAAAGAACAAUGUGAACACUUCUGUCAAGAUGAAUGCAGUGGAGAAUGUGCAUGGUAUGAGAUGUGUAAUAAUGGUCAGUGCCAGUGUGGUGAUAUGUGCACAGCAGAUUAUGCGCCUGUGUUUUGUAACAAUGGAACACAUACAAGGAAUUUCAGUAACCAGUGCACCUUCAAAAUGGAGUCCUGUAGGGAGGGAGAGCCAUUUAAACCUGAAGAUUGUUCAGAACCGUCUUGCUACUAUGAUGGUAAGAUCUACGAAAAUGGGGAUUCUUUUAUGGAUAAGGACGACUGUAACAGGUGUUUUUGCAGCAGAGGAUCUAUAGGCUGUACAGAGAUGUACUGCCCACCAGGAUCUUACAGAGUGAUACUAUGGUUCGGAAAUGAUACGUACAACGCAGACUAUGCCAAUAUUAGUAGCCCUGCUGCCCGGGAGUUUAUUGCAUCUAUUACCCCCUUGUUGGAUCUGUUGUUUGAUGGAUGGUCUUAUGAAGUGAUAAAACUGUCUACGUCAGCUAGAACAAAGAGACAAACUGAAGAAGAUCUUGGCGUGAGAGUGGAGGCUAGAGUUAGAGGGACUGGUGUUACUCAAGAAAAACUAGUAGAAAGAGAAGAAAAUCUGGAUGAUGAGUUCAGAGGCCGCGCUGAAGUUGAAUCUGUUACUCAGAUUGACAAUGAAUGCAAUGGAGAAUGUGCCUGGUAUGAGGAAUGUUAUAAUGGUCAGUGCCAGUGCGGUGAGAUGUGCACUGAAGAAUAUGCGCCUGUGAUUUGUAACAAUGGAACACAUACGAGGAAUUUCAGUAACCAGUGCACCUUCAAAAUGGAGUCCUGUUGGGAGGGAGAGCCAUUCAAACCUGAAGAUUGUACAGUCUGUGCUGCUGUUUCAUGCUUAGAACCAGAUUGUGAUUAUCCAUUUACACCAGAGGGUGAAUGCUGUCCUCAGUGUCCAGAAGAGCCUUCACCAUGUACAGCUGAAUAUUUUGAUAUAGCCAGACAGUACAGUUGUAAUCCAUCUUGGGAGUACUACAAAGUGACAAGUGAUUGCAAUGACUAUGUACAAUUCCUGUCAUGUGUAUGGUACCAAGACCUAGCAAGAAAUGGUAGACCUACAUGCACAUUGCAAGAAGUACAUGAUGCCAUGAAGAAUAAAACUAUUUGGAAUGCAUACCCAGCUAGAAUCUGUGAUGAGGGUGAGGGACUGACAUUGGAGUAUGUGACAUCUGUGUUUGCAACAACUAGAAAAGAGAUCUGUCUGAACUGGUAUAUAAACAGACACUUGUUGGAGUAUUACUGCCUGGGUGCGGAGGCUAACUAUAAAGACGAGACAGACACAAAAGAAAGCUGCUUAUCAGAGUUCAGAAUGCGUCGUUGUGUCAACAGUAUUACAUCAGAAGUAGGGUGCUAUAUAAACUCUACCAGCUAUGUCUUCAAUGAUGAACGCCUGAGAAGAGACCUACUGAAGAAUGAGACUUGUGACACAGAUUAUCCAUGUGAGAGAUAUACAAUGCUUGAUGUAGGAAAAAAACUAACUGAUAGAUGUCUCGGCAGUGCUGUUAACCUUUUAUACAUGAAAAGUGCAGGUUCGCUAAUGGGAUACAACCAUACAGUACCAUUUAGAUGUGUCACUUACAAGUAUACCGCGCAGUGUGUGUACAGAGAAUUUUCCUCGGAACCAGAAUUCACUUGUGAUCCAGAAGAACUUCAUCCAUCUCUUCUUUACCUAAUACACAUGAAAGCCACAUCCAACGAGGAGAUGGAGCCUCUGUAUGAAGUGCAGGAAAUUUUCUCAGAUUGUAGAGAUAAAUUAUCAACUAACAGUCUAGCUGAUUGUCCAGCUGAAGGAGAAGAGCUGGUUAAUAUGGUAACAGCUGCUUGUGGAAUACAUGUCAUUAAAGCUAUGCAGGAGGAGGAAUAUGGAUCAACCGAGUAUGGAUGCAGAGCUCUGCAAGGAUGCUUUGCAGGAAUUACAGAAUGGUACAGAGAAAGAAGAAUGUGUGUCAGUGAGAGCAAUGAUAUUAAAACAAGACUUGAAAACAUGCAGAAUAAUAAGGACUAUGCAGAGUAUUUCCAGGAAGCAACUGGAUUGAACUGGUUUGACUGCCCUUCUGAAAUAUCAACCGGUUGUGAUGAAAUUUUGCGUCUUGGUUGGACAGACGAACUUAGAAAUCUUCAUUCUUUAAUGGCAGACAAAGAAAAAUGCAGGAUACUUAUCAAUGCCACAUGGCUGGUGUUAAAUGCAACCAAUGAGAAGUUUGGGGAAGAAGAUGUAAUGUCUUGCUUGCUAAAUAAAUUGUCAGAAACACUAGAUACAGAUGAACUCAAUGAACUAGGAAAGUGUGUUGAGAAUCAUUAUCGGCACAUAACAAUGCAAGUUAUUCCUGAACGUGAUUGGGAUCAAGCAUAUAAUGACCCUGACUCUAAGGAGCUUUCGAUGCUGAAACGAAAUGUAACAUCAGUGGUGACAAGUGCUUUGAGGAACACAAAUAUAUCUUCAUACAACAGGUUUAUAUUAAUCAAGGAAGUGAUGUCUGUAGAUGAUCCUGAAAAUCCAGGCAAAAAGAUGCCUGCUGUCAACAUGCAGUUACUUGUAGCUCUACCAGCAGAAUUCAGCUGGCCUGGUCUACAAGAAAACCUUCUUAAAGAGGCUUAUAUCAGGAAGAUUGAAUUAGGCGAAGAUUCUCAUAGCAGCACACCUCAAGAUGGGACGACCCAACCGACUAGAAAAUAAACUACAGUUGUUUAAAUAGACUUUAAAUUGAGAAACAUCCAAAUCUCAGUGAAAUUGUACAUUUUAGACUCUUUCGUGACUUAGACAACACUCAUCAUUAGUGCUUUUUUAUAUAUGACUUUAUUAUAUUUAUAUAGAACAAUAUCAGCAGAACUGUUUAUUAUUUAUGAUAUUAUGAAGUAGCAGGCUUUAGAAGUGCCUUCAUGAGUAGUUUAGUAGAUAGAUUUUGAAAUGUUUUUGUAAUGUAAAAAUUAUAUAGAGUAAAUAUUAUUUUCAUAUUAAAUUUAUCAUUUAUACAAGAUGUAUUCCACAGCAAGAGAUCUGAAGACUUUUCAAUAUACCUAUUAUAAAAUAUGAAAUUAACAAAGGAUUAUUUUUGAGAAAUUUUAUUAAACUGGACAAAGGUCCAGUAAAUGUUCAACAAGAGGAGUAUUGAGCUUACAGCAAAGUUAGAUUAAACUGAAAAAUGAAGGACCAUUUACAUAUUGUCCGCUGACGAACAAGCAUAUCAGCACCAUGUAAUAUUUUAGAUAGUAAACUGUAUGUGUUUCACAUAAUUGUUCAAUCUUAACCAAAAUAUUUUGUUUUAUUUUUUCUAACCCCUAAUAAUGUGGAAUCUUAUAAUGCCUCAAAAUAAUCAUUAUGUUGAUUACUAUUCAAUUUUUAGAAACCAGUAUCCUGGCUAUUCAAUUUUCAAAAGCCAAUAUCCUGGGAGUUAAAUUUUCAAAAGCCAGUAUUAUGAGUUUUUCAGUUUUCAAAAAACAAUAUACAUGGAGUAAAAUUUUCAAAACCAAUAUCCUGGGUGUAAAAUUUCGAAAUGCCAGUAUCUUUAAAUUUUCAGAAGUCAAUAUCCUGGGACUUAAAUUUUCAAAAGCCAAUAUUCUGGGACUUAAAUUUUCAAAAGCCAAUAUCCUACUGGUAAAAAAAACUGGAAAUACAUCUUGUACCCUUCAUUUGAUAUUAUGCAGCGCAUAAUACUUUUUCAUAUACUUUUGUUUUAUAUAUUUUGGACUUUUUUUAUACACACCACUAAUACUCAGACUUUGUACAUAUACUCAGAUUUUAUUAAUAGUGUUUUUCCUCUUUUUUUGUACAUAUAUACUAUUAUACAUAAGAAAUGUUCUUGUAGAGAUGAUUGUUGUAUUUUUGACAAGUGCUAUGCAGUAUGCAUAUUUACGUAUAACAUGUUUUGUCCGUGUAGAGCUUCGAAAAGUGCCAUGACAUGUGAAUAUUUUAUUCCUUAAAAUUGAAGAGGCACAUGUUUUCAUAACAUAAUAAAUUAUUCAUCUGUUGCACAAAGUUAAAAGAAAAAGAUAAAAAAUACGUGUAUGUGAGAUAUUUGUGUUUCAAAAAUCUUGAUAAAUAUAUUCAUUAAAAACUCUGAAAACUGGACCCUAGCUGUAUGGACCAAAUCAAUACUUGUCUUCAGAGGAUUCCAGUUUUCAAAGAGUCUGUUUUGCAAGGUUUAACUGUACAUGAAUAUUUAAGAGAAAAGAAUUUGCAGUAAACUGUUGAAUUAAAAGUGAGUUAAAGAUUAAACGUUUUAUUUCAUGUACCGGUACACCACCACAGAGUAAAAUCAUAAUUUCGAAAUUCACGAUUAGUCAUUUUUGGACAGAAUAUUUUAUCUUUUAAUGAUUUUGGUUGAUGCAUAACUAGGAUUCACUAUAGUACUCAAGAGAAAUAUUCAUUUAUUUGAAGGAUUAAACAUGUGCUAGUAGUUCAAUAUGUGUAUUCAUCAUGAGAAAAGAUGUUAGUUUAGUGCUAUAAUGAAAUGGUUUAAAAAAUACAUGUUCUUUCGACACAACUUCAGAAUAAGUAAACAAAUGCAUAUUAUAUUCAUAGCAUUUUGAAAAGUUAUGUGUCUGCUACAAAUAAAUAUGAUACGUUCUUAUAAAAUAAUAACAAAAUUAGGCAUGUAUAAUUAUUUCUCUAUGUGCACCCAACUGGUUUCUUUUGGCCAUAUUUAUGGCUAGGCCAGCAGGAAUAUAUAUGCAGGUCCUACAAGCUCGUGUUUUUAGGGUUCAUUUUUUCACUGGAAACAUUUGUGAGUAAGGUUUUCCACAAAAAUGCUUUCUGAAAACAUUUCCGAAAAUUGUAUGCAGGGUCUAGGACUAGUGUUUACAUGGAGCUAUAUGUUUGACACCUAUAAUUAUGUUUGUUUUUAUCACUUCAACGUUUGUUUGUAUUUUUCAAAUUUAAUAUCAAUUCAGCCAUAUCAGUUCUAUUUACACCAUGCUCUGCUUCUGUUUCCUCAAUUUUAUAGUGUUUUUUUCUCAUUGCUGACAUAUGCUGAACUUUACCAGCCACAUUUACUGUUAAUAAAAAUCUCUGGGAACAA